AUUUGUAAUCGAUAUGUUAAGGGUAAUGGCCGAAUGUGUGGGGUAAAUAAUGCAUCUUUGUCAUGGCUUUUCUUUGUCCAGUACGAAUACGAAGAGGAAAGAAGAAGAAAACAUCAGAUGUAGACAAAGAUUUGGUACGCACUCCAGGGAUGGGCCGCAUCACGGGCAGUGCUUCCAUAGAGACUUUGGUGAGAGUUGGUAUCGAAAAGGAAAAUGGCCUUGCACCUGAUAGCAAAAUGGUUGUGUUGCAUGACUUCACUCCAUGUGUUGAUGAUGAACUGGAAGUGAAAAGAGGACAGGUGGUGAAUAUUUUGUACCGUGAAAAUGACUGGGUAUAUGUGAUAGCUGCUGACAGCAGGCAAGAGGGCUUCAUACCUCACUCGUACUGUACACCUUAUAACUCGCACUUAGGAGAGUUGGCACUGAGCAAUGUAAAGAAGAAGCUUCCGAGAGAACAGAGGAAUGGAAAUAAUAAUAAUAAUGGCAGUACUGUGGGUGCAAGCAGUGGAGAAGGAGUGGGAGAGACAGACGUGCAAGAGACAAGGACAAAUGGAGUUGCAGAUGUGUCUGAUUGCGAGAGCUAUGGCAACAAGAAAGUAACUGUAGCAACACAACAAUUGAACAUCACUAGUUCACAGGCGUCACUUCAUAGUGUCUCUUCCUCACAACCUGAUGUCCAUCCUUUCUUUAAGGAUCCAUCAGGUCGCUACAUUGUUCUGUACACGUUCAUUGCCCGGGAUGAGAAUGAUGUGAGUGUGGAGAGAGGUGAAUUUGUGACGGUUCUGAACAGAGAAGAUCCCGACUGGUACUGGAUAGUUCGAAGUGAUGGGCAGGAAGGUUUUGUUCCCAGUGGCUUCGUGUAUCCCGCACAUGUCAUACAGGGGCAUCUGAACCAGAGCAACAACCAGAAUGUAAAUAACAAUUUUGCGUCUCCUAGCAAUGCUCACCUUCUGACUUCCCCUUCCAGUGAUGACCUUCGCUAUCAUGGUACAGAACUUGUCAUGUUGUAUGACUAUAAGGCACAGGCUCCAGAUGACCUUUCUGUACGAAGAGGCGAUUGGAUCUAUGCAGAUCUCAAUAAUCAGACUGUGGAUGGGUGGUUGUGGGCUUAUGCUCCUAAGACUCGAAAAUAUGGCUUCAUUCCUAAGGCUUAUGCGCGCCCUCCAGCCAUGACAAGUCUGUAACACGCAUGUAGCUCCUACAAUUAAUAUUGCCAAAUACAGUUACAGGAUUUCAACAUUCCUGUGUUGCACAGUGAGCUCUUACAAGGAAGUUUAAGGUCCUAAAUUGGAAUAUAUUUUACCUGCACUGUGUAUAAGGUACUUCGCUGAUUUAACGAAAGAUAUUAACAUGCCACUUGAUUGGCACCAGUGAGAAGCACAGACGGUUGUUACAUUUCAGCACUGUAGAUGGCCACACAAGAACUAGUGCAGAAAGUUUGUGUGGAUAUUUUGUCAUGAAAAUAUAAACUUGGUUUAUUUUUGUUGUUACAAAAUAAGGGUGGGAAAUGUGUGCAAUGAUGUAAAAUAAAUAUAUCGCCAUUUUACUUUUCGUCCGGUUCUGAUGAAUGCAUCUUCUUUUCUCGGUUGUCUAUUAUGCACGUAUUUAGUGUAAUUAUAAUGACUGUUAAUGUGUCUACAGGCUGUUCUGUACUUUAUGCAUCACUGUAAACAGUAGACCAUGUUUACAAAAGCUGUACUAAGCUACCAAAAAGAAACCCAUGUUAACUUAAAGGUUCAUUGUUUCUGGUAUUACUUCCUGAGUGACUGAGUUAAAUGUGGCGGUUGCAUUUUAGAAUUUUAAUGUAGAUUCACAUAAAAUAGGUUUCAAUAGUAUGCUGUAAGUACAUGCUCCAUUCUCUGGAAUCACUUAACACUAUGUCUCUGAUUCUGAUCCUUGUAUUUGUGUAUCCGUGUUUAUCUCGUGUGUUAAGUGUUACUAUUGUAACAUGCUGUUAAUGUUGGUAAUUACAGAAUGAGAAAGAAUUGCGUAACAUACACAAAUAAGUAUCACCGUUUUCUUUCAUGUCAAUUGUGGCAUCUCAUUGAAUUGUUCAGAGGGUUGUAACAGUCGUGAAUGCCAUAUAAUCCUUCUUAUUUAUAUUUAUUGUCUUUUGUUAAGAGGUUUAGUAAAUGUUAGGUCCAAAAUAUUUAUAUGUACCAUCUAGAAUCUAGAUGCCAUUAGAAUUUGAAGGUGCCAUAUUUGUAUUCUGUAGACAGUUAAUCACAUUGAAAGGUAAAUUUUUUGAGAGGUGGCAUUUAUUAAAGCAAACUAUACUGUAUUAGGGGCAAAAAUAUUUUGUACUGUUACUUGGCUUUAAUUUAUUAUCUUUUCUUGUAUCCUCGGAGAUUUUACAGCAGCAGUUUGUACUAGCAGUGCAAGUGUUUGGUUUGAAGUGUGCUAAAUGUAGGACUAAUGGUAUGUUUGUCUCAAAGAAUAAGUAGAGAUGGCAUUUUUUACUGUUAAGAUAUCACAUUAUUUGUGAAGUAAAUACCACUUUGCAAAUUACAUUGGUCAGUGUCAGAACUAGGGUGGAGCAGUUGCAAUGGGUACAGCAUUGUUUGCUUGCUUUUGGUUUAUUUAAUGAUGCUUUCAGUUCUCAUGAUUGUGCAGCAUUGAAUGAUUAUAUGAUUGGUUAAUAAUGAAUUGGAAAAGAUGCGGAAUGAAGCGGUCAUGACCUAAUUUGAGGUACUAUCCCAGCAUUUACCUGGAGGGACUGAAGAAAAUUACAGAAAACCUCUAGUCAGGAUAGCUGGUUUCCAGGGUGAGAUUUGAACCCAGGAUCUCUUGAAUAUCAAGAAGUUGAGCUAACCAAUCAACAGCAGUGUUUGGUUGCCCUCUUUUAAAAGGUGCAGAUUUGAUCAUAGAACCCCAUAUAUCCAAGAAUAAACCCAUUUAGUCUGAAAGUUUUAUCCCAAAAAUGUGAGUACCAUAAAAUAUGAUUUUGUUUUAAACUUGAGUAUUAUUUUCUCAUGGUUUUAAAAAUUAAGGCCGCACAAUUUAUGAAACUUGUUUCAGGCAAUAAAAUACGUGAUUUACCGUAUGAUUUUGGCAUAAACAUACACUCCUGCUCUAUUUUCAUAUAAUUGGAGUUUAAAAUAACUGCAUUUGCCACUACAAUAGUAAGAAAUUCAUUUAUUCCCGGUUGUAAUUUUAGUCUUGUUUUAUAUGGUAUUAGCAUUAUCAUUGACUUCCAGUACAUUAUGUUAUCACAGCAUUCUGUUCCUAUAUUGAAGGUUAGAAUAUAAUUCCUGGAACAUUUUUUGUAUUUGUUGUUGUUAUGAUGGAAGUUUACAUAAUGUUACAAAAAUUUGUUUUAUGUAACUGGAUACACACACAUGAAUGCAGCUGUGUUCAACAAGUCGUCUGCUAAUGUGAAUGUGUGAACAAUUUUAUUCUCAUACUGUUUGAGGGAUAACUUUUGCGAUCUCUUCAAGUUUCAAAGUUUAAAGAUUGUGCUUGUGUGUCCAGCCUCUACAUAUCAAAGAACUCAAAUAUGGAUAAAUUAAUUUUCACAAAAUGUAGUCAUAGUGAACUAACAAACUUCAUGGAACAGAGUCUUUCUCGAGAAGCUUAGUGUUUGUCCAUGUUAGAAAAGACUGAUAUUAUAUAUUUGUAAACAUUUAAUAUUUGGAUUUCUGUAUCGAAUCUAAUCCCAUGCAUUGUAAUAUCAACUGAUUGAAUCACUGCACUUGAAAACUAAAAUUAAUUUUUAAGAAUCUUUUUGUCUAUUCACAAGGUAAAACAUUCCAUUAAAAAUGUAGAGUGUACUGAGAAUCUCAUUUCCAAAUGGACUUGAUGUUGAAAUCUGUGAUGUUGCAGUAAUAUAGUGCGAAUACACCUUAUUUGGAAUACGCAGUAUAAAUUCACUUCCUCAAGCUUAAAAAUGUCAUUGUACUUGGUUAACCUUGAUCAGGUGGUAGCUGAUAUUUACCUGGUAAAGAAAUUUUCUGUUGUAUAACUCAAAGGCACAUCACUGUGGUCAUGAUAGUCUGCCAUUGGAUCUUAUGCUAUAAGAUCUAUUUAAAUAUUAUUUGUCAUCUCCAUGCAUACAACAUGCCUCAUCCAUCAUAUCCAUAUGUUAUUUGACAUUCCCUCUUUCUGAUCUGUCUGAUCUAGAAUCAAAUGGAUUUUUAUAGUGGAAGCCCUUAUUAGAACAGACUUAUAAAAUAUAACCUCUCUACAAUGAGUAAUACUGUACUUGAAAUCAAACAUUAUUUCUUGCAUUAAAUAUUCACAAAAAUAACAAGUUACAAAUUAUGGGAUUAUACAAUGUGUUAUGUUCUUCUUUAAGAAAUUAUAUUAAACAUGGCUUAAGUGGAUGAUCACAUACAAAUGAUGGGUAAUUGCAUGAUAUUCAGGAGAAAAAUUACUUGAUGUAAAAGUACAUGUUACCUUAUUUAUUAAAAAAAAUCCUUGUACUACUUGACUUGCCUAGUCAGUAACUUGCAUUAAAUUGUGGAUACUGUUCAGAUUUGAAAUCUUAUAUAUUUGCAUUUAUGAAUAUUUGAAGUGCUAUAAAAUUCCAGCAAUCAUUGUGACAAGAGGACAAUUUACAUAACUCUGUAUUGGCCUACCUGUAAAUGUAAAAUGUUAAUAGUGUCAUUUUGCUGUAUAUGUUAAUGUAGGUUUCAACAUCAUAUAUAAAGAUAUGUAAACAUUGCAACAAAUUAAAUUGUUGCAAGUCCUGUUAAAAUAUUCCGUUAUUCAUUUAUCAGUUGUUAAUGGCAAUUAAAUGGUGAUGUUGUCUUUGAAAUUAGACAUAAUUAUAUACAUUUUAUAUUAAAAGGAGAGUAUUUUUGUUACUUGCGUGGUAAGAAUGGUUUUAUAUUUGUAUUUUUAAAGUUUAUGUACUAAGGAGACUUUUUGAACAACUGUUUUUACAAUGUUUUGUAAGUACUUUUAUUAAAUUUUUAAUCAAUAAAAUAUCUUCAUAACCUAA
Messenger RNA from Zootermopsis nevadensis, 4942 nucleotides. It is a transcript of the gene Dlish, whose product is annotated as Dachs ligand with SH3s. Gene Ontology annotation, molecular function: protein binding. Lineage: Eukaryota; Metazoa; Arthropoda; Insecta; Blattodea; Termopsidae. The record is from RefSeq and is a predicted model, not a curated record.